CUUCCCUAGCAGUCUAGCAGCAACAGGUCCCUUUGCACACGCACGGCCAGCGCCUCGCCGAUGCUUUCGCGAACCCAAAUCAGUGACGCCGACGGCACGACCGCCGGAGGUCGCCGCCACUACAACUGCGUUCCGCGCUGCCAUAUAACUGAACAAGUUAACCGAGCCUCACCUUUUCACAGCACGACAUGCCUUGCUGCCGCACCCCGUCGAGCCGUCAAACACCCACGCUGACGACCGCCGCCGCCGCCGCCGCCCACCCAAAUCUCCCGCCGAGCCCCGCCCGCUGCCAGCAAUGGAAGCCCGCCUCCUCAAGACCCGACCGCUCCACGCCAUCUUCUCAGACGCCACCAUCUCCCGCGCCGCACGCAACCUGUUCGACGCGGUGCCGCGCCCGAUCCAGGCGCUCUGCAGCACCUUCCUCUCCGCGCUCUCCAGGAGCUCCUCCCACCAGGAGCUCCUCCAAGCCUUCUCGUCGAUUCAUCGCAAGGGCGCUGACGUCCCGUCCGGCUGCAUCCCCCUUGUUUUCAAGUCGUGCGCGCUCACCGCAUCGUCCUGCCAGGGCAGGCAGGUGCACUCCCAUGCUCUUGUCCGUGGGCUGCUUAGGGAUGUCUUUGUGCUGACAGCUCUGGUGGAUUUCUAUGCCAAGAACGGAGACAUGGAGUCCGCUGUCAGUGUCUUUGAAGAGAUGCCGGUCAAGGAUCCGAUACCGAUAAACUGUUUGAUCACCGGAUAUUCAAAGUCUGGUGAUGUGGAUAAGGCCAGGAAGCUAUUUGACGGUAUGGAGAGGCGGACAUCCGCUUCGUGGAAUUCAAUGAUCGCCUGUUAUGCUCAUGGUGGGGAAUUCCGGGAAGCAUUGACGUUGUUUGAUCGGAUGCUGAGUGAGGGUGCAAGACCAAACGCUAUCACCAUUACAUCGGUAUUUUCGAUAUGCGCCAAGUCUGGUGAUCUUGAUACUGGCAAGCGCGUAAGGGCUCUGAUCGGUGAGGAGGAAUUGCAGAACGUGAUAGUGCACACUGCUUUGAUGGAAAUGUAUGUAAAGUGUCAUGCUAUCGACGAUGCACGUCGGGAGUUUGACUGGAUGUCGCAGAGAGAUGUCGUGGCAUGGAGCACCAUGAUUGCAGGUUAUGCGCAGAAUGGCAGGCCACUCGAAUCUCUAGAACUGUUUGAGAGGAUGAAGGAAACCGAUUGCAGACCAAAUGAAGUGACACUUGUUGGUGUGCUAUCCGCGUGUGCGCAGUUGGGUUCUGAUGAAUUGGUUGAGCAGAUUGGGAACUAUGCUGAGAACCAGAGGUUACCACUUACGAGUUACCUAGGAUCUGCCCUAAUUGACAUGUACACCAGGUGCGGGCAUGUUGGAAGAGCCUGGAGUGUCUUCAGCCGGAUGGAACAAAAGGGGGUUAUCACUUGGAACUCCAUGAUCAGAGGCCUAGCAAUGAAUGGCUUUGCAGAAGAUGCAAUCAGCUUGUAUGAAAAAAUGGUGGAAAACGGGGUCCAGCCCAACGAGAUCACCUUCGUUGCGCUGCUAGCAGCGUGCACGCAUGCUGGUUUGGUAGACCAAGGUAUGGCAUUCUUCGAAGAGAUGAAGAGAGAACACCAUGUUUCCCCUCAAGUGGAGCACUGCGCAUGCAUAGUGGACCUCCUGUGCAAAUCCGGCAAACUGUGGGAGGCGUACAAGUUUAUCUGCGACAUGGAAGUCAAACCAAACGCGGUGAUCUGGACCACACUGCUCAGCUCCUGCAGAGUCCAUGCCGAUGUCGAGCUCGCCAAGCUUGCCGCGAGCAAGCUCCUGGCAAUGGAGCCCGACAACUCCUCAAUCUACGUCCUCCUGUCCAAUAUAUAUGCCGAUGCCGGCCUCUGGGGCGAUGUGAGGGAGAUCAGGGACCUGAUGAGGAGUAAGAACGUGCAGAAGCUGUCUGCCUACAGUUGGAUAAAGCUGGAUGGUGAGGUGCACAAGUUCCUGGUGCAAGACACAUACCACCCGAGAUCAGCUGAGAUUUAUGACGUCGUCCACGGCUUGGGGUUGCUCUUGGACCGAGCUGACUCUGAUCCCGACCUGCUAGUUUCAGAGCUCUGUUGAACUUUUAUUUUUGACAGCUGAGAGCUCUGUUUUUGGAAGAAACACAAAGCAUUCCAUUCAUUGGGCGAGCUGCACUCGCCAGCAGACAAAUUCUUUUACAUAUAUUGGAAAGGUAUCAAAGCCAAAUCUGAUAGAUUCUUGACUCCAUAAGUAGCUAAACAAUGUUGCAGAAAUAUUACAAAGCCGUGAGCAAGCUUCUACCUUAAACAACUGAAAAGCUGAUUGCAACACAUCUCUUUUUUCUGACAGAGAUUGCAUCAUAUGCAGUUGGAGUGAGUAUAUGAUCUCAUAUGCAGUCCUAUCGCUUCUCUUUGAUUAGCUCUGUUUCUUUCAAACCACAAUAUACUACAAAAGAAUAUAGACUUUCAGACAUUUUGCCUCUAUUUUCAGAAUAUCCUCCAUCAACGAGAUAGCAUUUGGGCAAUUGAUAAGUUGCAUUCGACACUUCCAAAAAAGCAGUUCUCCAAGUAACCUUCACAAAUUUGCACUUUAGGAAGCACUAACCUUGACAAAUUUACACUUUCGAAAGCAAUAACCUUGACAAAUAUGCACUGUAGAAAGCAAUGACCUCUGUCUUCAUCUAGGAGUAAUUAACAGCAUAUUGGACAUGGUCUAUCCACAUGCUGGACAGGGGUAAAGUCCACAAUUUCUUCCAAAAUAUGCUGCCACUUUGAACACUAUCACUUGAUGAUGAAGCUGCACCGUGCGCAGAGUUCCUGGUUUGGUUGUCCAAGCUGGUGUAUCUUCAGCCCUUCCUGGAUCGGAAUUUGGAGAAUGACAUAUACAUCUUCUUCGUUAGAAGUUGAUCGGAGCUGUUGUAUAUCCCAUGUGCUAGAGGAUUUGUGAGAACUCCAAAAAUAAAAAAAGAGGGAGAAUAUGGGGUGCACGGGGACGUGGUGUUUCUCGGCUCGAGUGAACAUUGGCAAAAGUUUCCAGUGCUCACCAAAUUUCAUCAUGGAAUGAUAUUUUUGGAAGUCAUGGCAAAAAACAAAAGAUGCUCCAAAAGUGGUAUUUUCGAAAGCUUUUUGGAGUGCUGAUUUUGGUUUUUUGCCAUGACUCCCACAAAUGUCAUUUCAUGAUGAAAUUUUGCAGGCACUCAAAAGAUCUGUCAAAGUUGGAAAAAGAAUCAGAUUUUUUUAUAUUUUAUUUCAAUAUUUUUGUAUUUUACUGUUCAUCACGAGCUUGCGAGUAGAAGAUGACUUUCGGUUCAUGGGCAACUAUUUGCCAAAUUUACUUUCCGGUGUUUCCAUCUCCUACUCUCCAUAUAAUUCCACCCUUUUAGCACGUGUACUCCAUUCAAAAUACCUUUCUGUACGGUACAGAAUAUUUUUGUACAUCACCUUACUUCUCCAACAAUAUGAAAUGACACUCCUCUUGAUUUGAUUGCGGUACUCUUUGUUUCAUGA
Messenger RNA from Triticum aestivum (bread wheat), 3486 nucleotides. RefSeq names its product pentatricopeptide repeat-containing protein At1g08070, chloroplastic. Gene Ontology annotation, molecular function: protein binding; RNA binding. The transcript is spliced from 2 exons. NCBI's taxonomy places the organism in Eukaryota, Viridiplantae, Streptophyta, Magnoliopsida, Poales, Poaceae. Gene Ontology annotation, biological process: RNA modification. The coding region runs from base 296 to 2080 and encodes 594 amino acids. The record is from RefSeq and is a predicted model, not a curated record.